AUGGCGAGUGACACAGAUAAUGGCAGCCACAUCCUCUCAGAGGACGAUGUUGUGUUGCUCUUCGCCUGCCUUUACAAAGAGAUGAGGAGAGAUACCUGUAACAGUCCACUGGUCUCCAUAUUACCACAAUCAUCCUUCCAGAGCUCUUCACAAUCCUCCAUCAGUUAUUCUGCUCACAAUGCCAAGCUCAACAGGAGAGAUGGAGCAGGAGGCUGGUCUCCCAUGGUGACAGACCAGGAGCCCUGGCUCCAGGUGGACCUAAGGGACCGGAAGGAGGUGACAGCUGUGGCCACACAGGGGCGCUAUGAAAGCUCAGACUGGGUCAGCAAAUACUUGCUUCUCUACAGUGACACAGGCCAAGCGUGGAAACAGUACAGACAGGAGGAUGGUAUCUGGAGGUUUGUGGGGAACAUGAAUUCAGAAGCCGCCGUCCAGAACAAGUUGUCCCACUCGGUGAGAACCCGUUUCCUGCGUUUCGUCCCUCUGGACUGGAACCCCAGCGGCUGGGUGGGCCUCAGAGUGGAGGCGUACGGCUGCUCCUACAAAUCAGAUGUGGCGGACUUCGAUGGCAGAAGCUCUUUGCUGUACCGGUUCAACCAGAAGUCCAUGUCGACCGUAAAGGAUGUGAUCUCUCUGCGCUUCAAGAGCCACCAGGCUGAGGGGGUUUUACUGCACGGGGAGGGACAGAGGGGGGAUUACAUCACUCUGGAGCUUCACCGAGGAAAACUGGCCCUUUACCUCAACCUGGACGACACAAGGCUGAGGUUCAGCAGCAGUCGCGUUGCCGUCACAGUUGGCAGUCUGCUGGACGACCAGCACUGGCACUCUGUUGUCAUCGAGCGCUUCAACAAGCAGGUGAACCUCACAGUGGACUCCCACACGCAACACUUCCAGACCAAAGGGGAAGGAGACUCGCUGGAGGUCGACUAUGAGCUGAGCUUUGGAGGCAUCCCCCUGCCUGGAAAACCCGGUACGUUCCUCAGGAAGAACUUCCACGGCUGCAUCGAAAACCUCUAUUACAACGGCAUCAACAUCAUUGACCUGGCAAAGAGACGCAAGCCACAGAUUUACAGCGUGGGCAACGUGACCUUCUCGUGCUCGCAGCGCCAGCUGGUUGCCUGCACCUUCCUGAGCUCCAGCAGCAGCUUCCUGAAGCUCCCGGCUGCUGCACCAUCCUCCAUCAUGGCCGGUUUCUCCGUUCAGUUCCAGUUCAGGACGUGGAACCAGGACGGACUGCUGCUCUCUGUGCAGCUGAGCCCAGAGCCCUGGAGACUGGAGCUGCAGAUCAGCAACAGCCGGCUCCUUCUGACCCUCCACAGCUCGGGACAGCAGAGAUCAGAGGCCUGGGCUGGUUACAGAGUCAAUGAUGGGCUGUGGCACUCCGUAAGCGUGGACACCAGAAGUCUACAGAUCACUCUGACUCUGGACAAUGAGCCUGCGUCCACCAUCGAAAAGUGGGAACAACUGGAAGCGAGAGGCAGCUUCUACCUUGGAGGCUGUCCCACAGCGGCCUGUCAGAACCCAACUUUGGCCUUCCAGGGCUGCAUGCGCCUAAUAUCCAUCAACAGCCAGCCAGUCAACCUCAGCCAUGUCCAGCAACGAUUGCUCGGAAAUUACAAUGAGCUUCAGUUUGACACCUGCAACAUAAGAGACAGGUGUCUUCCUAAGCUUUGUGAACAUGGAGGUCGAUGUUGGCAGUCCUGGAGCUCCUUCUUCUGCGACUGUUCGGGGACCGGCUACUCUGGAGCUACCUGUCACCACUCCAUUUACGAGUCGUCCUGCACGGCCUACAAGCUGAUUGGCAGCUCCUCUGGAUUUUAUUCCAUUGAUCCAGACGGGAGUGGCCCCUUGGGGCCCGCAGAGGUCUACUGCAACAUGACAGAGGAGAGGGUGUGGACCGUGCUGACCCACAACAUCACAGCUCCGGUCCGAGUCCAGGGCUCGUCUCUGCAGAAACCUCACGUCAUGAAGUUAAACUACAGCACCUCGGCCGAACAAAUACGCGCCAUCAUAACGGGGUCGGAGCAGUGCCAACAGGAAGUGGUUUACAACUGCAGGAAGUCCCGCCUUUUCAGCACCAAAGACGGCCGCCCUCUGUCCUGGUGGCUGGAUCAGAGAGGAGAGAGGCGGAGCUACUGGGGGGGCUUCCUGCCUGGAGUACAGCAGUGCUCCUGCAGCCUGGAGGAGAACUGCAUCGACAUGAACUACUUCUGCAACUGCGAUGCCGACAGAGACUCGUGGGCUAAUGACACAGGAGUCCUCUCCUACAAAGACCAUCUGCCAGUGAGCCACGUGGUGAUCGGAGACACCAACAGAUCGGGCUCGGAAGCCACCUACCGAAUCGGCCCUCUUCGUUGUUAUGGAGACAAGUCCAUGUGGAACGCUGCAUCCUUCUACCAGGAGUCCUCCUCCCUCCUCUUCCCCACCCUGCAAGCCGAGCUCGCCUCUGACAUUUCCUUCUACUUCAAGACCAGCAUUCCUUCAGGAGUGUUCCUGGAGAACCUGGGUCACAAAGGCUUCAUCCGAGUGGAGCUCAGCUCUCCCUCAGUGGUGACCUUCUCCUUUGACGUGGGAAAUGGUCCAGCAGUCCUGGCUGUGAAGUCCCACCUCCCUCUGAAUGACAGGCAGUGGCACUACGUGAGGGUGGAGCGUAACGUGAAGGAGGCGUCGCUGCAGGUCGACCAGCUUCCUCUCCGCUUCCUGGAGGCUCCAGCGGAUGGACACCGCCACGUACAGCUCAACAACCACCUGUUCGUAGGGGCAACGGCAUCCCAGCAGAGGGGCUUCCUGGGCUGCAUCAGGAGUCUGACUGUCAACGGUGUGGUCUAUGACCUGGAGGAGAAGGCUAAGACGGCGCCAGGGGUGAGCUCUGGGUGCCCAGGUUACUGCAGCAGCUCCAGCAGCCUCUGCCACAACAGAGGAAGGUGUAUCGAGAAGAGCAGCGGCUACACCUGCGACUGCUCGCAGUCAGCCUACGGAGGACCCGCCUGCAAAGACGAGGUUUCGGUGUCCUUCGACAGGGAGUCCUCGGUCACCUUUACCUUCCAGGAGCCUUUCUCAGUGAUGCAGAACAGAAGCUCCCAGGCCUCCAGUGUUUCCAGAGAGAGCGGCAGCAGGGCCAGAGAGGACGUGGCCUUUAGCUUCAUCACCUCCCAGACCCCGGCCAUGCUGCUGACCGUCAGCGCCUUCAGCCAGCAGUACAUCGCCGUCAUCCUGGCUCACAACGGAAGUCUGCAGAUCUGGUAUCACCUGCAGACACACAGGAAGCCAGACAUGUUCUGUCCCAUCCUCAGCAACCUGGCAGACGGACGACUCCACCAAAUCAGAAUCCAUCGUGAGGGCAAAGACCUUUACAUACAGAUCGACCAGGAUAUCCACAGGAAGUACACCAUGUCAUCUGAUGCAGAGCUGAUCUUAAUCAGAUCCCUGACACUGGGCAAAGUCAUCAGAAGAGACAGCUUCCAUGAAGAGGUCAUUCAGGCAGGUUCGAAGGGUUUCAUUGGCUGCCUGUCCUCGGUCCAAUUUAAUCACGUGGCUCCUCUGAAAGCGGCGCUGCUGAAUCGAGGGAGCUCUCUGGUCACUGUCCGGGGUCCACUGGUCCAGUCCAACUGUGGAGCACUGGCAGACUCUAUCACAUCCCACAAUCUGCGAGAUCAAGCUGCAACAACAAAUAAAGAUAAGGAGCAGCGUGGUGGGGAGGCCAGCACCGGCGUGGCUGUCAUCGCAGGUGUGGUGACAGCAGUGGUGUUCAUCACGGCUUGCAUCCUGGCCGUGGUGAGCCGCCUCCUGUACAGGCAGUGGGCCCAGAGGAGCAGCAGCGGCGGCGGCGGCGGCGGCAUCAAGGAGAAGGAACAGGGCCACGGCGUGGACACGGACGCCAGGACAGAGAUCCACCUCCACAACUCCCUCAGGGACAACGCGAAGGAGUACUACAUCUGA
Messenger RNA from Toxotes jaculatrix (banded archerfish), 3939 nucleotides. Its product is annotated as contactin-associated protein-like 5. The transcript is spliced from 25 exons. The coding region runs from base 1 to 3939 and encodes 1312 amino acids. Lineage: Eukaryota; Metazoa; Chordata; Actinopteri; Toxotidae. The record is from RefSeq and is a predicted model, not a curated record.